Sorghum bicolor (sorghum) is the source of this 4758-nucleotide messenger RNA. RefSeq lists its product as uncharacterized. Lineage: Eukaryota; Viridiplantae; Streptophyta; Magnoliopsida; Poales; Poaceae. Gene Ontology annotation, molecular function: methyltransferase activity; FMN binding; 4 iron, 4 sulfur cluster binding. Bases 146 to 4453 code for a protein of 1435 amino acids. The record is from RefSeq and is a predicted model, not a curated record. Gene Ontology annotation, biological process: wybutosine biosynthetic process. The transcript is spliced from 16 exons.
CAGUCUCACUCCCAACCAACUGCCGCUGCCACGCUCUGCUGCUUCUCUUCUCCCAGCCUCCACGGCUCCGCCUCCAGAGUCCACGCCAACCACUAGCACCGACAGCCUCGCCCCACCAACCCACCGGUCCACUGCCCGCCGCCGCAUGACGGUGGCCCGCGGUCCGCCCGGCCGCCCCUCUUCCGGGCUUCUGGGCUGCUGGCGCCGCCGCCCGGCGCUGGGCUUCGGCGCCAAGGUCGGCAUCGCCAUCGCGCUUGGCCUCUCCUUCGCCAUCAUCUGGACCUCACUCUCCCCGACUUCCUCCUCCCAGCAGAUCUCUACCGAGCGAUCCUCCUUCGCAGCCGAAGUUGCCGCACCGCCAACUGCCUUCCACAAUCGCACCGCCGGCGGCGGCGGCGGGCACGCUCACCGGAAGCCCCGCCCCGUCCCGCACAGCCACAAGAAGCGCCACCCUGCUCCGUCUGGAUCCCAUUCCCAUCCCCACCGCUCCAAUGCCACCGCCUCGCUGGAUGCCGCCGCUGUGAAGGCCGAUCACUCCGAGCCGGCUCCGGUAACCGACCCGGGGCCGAAGGAGAAGGAACCGGAGCAGGAGCAGGAGCAGGAACAGGAGCCAGACAUGGAGAUGGAGCCGGAACAGGAAGCGGAGCUGCCCAUGCCCGAGCAGGGCGGGGACAAUUCGGGGAAGGCCCCUGCAGAGGAGGAUGAGGAGAAACCGCCGCAGCUGGAAUUGGAAGACGAGCCUAGUGAGGAUGACGGCGAGGAGGAUGAUCCCGAGGCGGCAAAGAGGAAGGCUCCAAGUAAGAAGAGGAAGCUCCCGCCUUUGUUCAGCCCGGGUGCGCAUUACCACUGGAAGCUUUGUGGCGCCAAGAGCAGCUACCACUAUAUUCCUUGUGUGGAUUUCGAUGGGGAUGGGAGCCAGAGGCACCAUGAGCGCAGCUGCCCAAGGUCUCCUGUUACGUGUUUGGUGUCACUGCCCAAGGAGUAUAAACAGCCUGCUGCAUGGCCCGAGAGGAAGGACAAGGUUUGGUAUGGGAAUGUUGGGCAUCCUAGGUUGUCAAAUUAUGUUAAGGGACACAACUGGCUGAACCACAGCGGCGAGUACUUGAUGUUCCCGCCAGACGAAUGGGAGUUCAAAGGUAGCGCAAGACAUUAUGUUGAAUCAAUUGAUGAGAUGGCUCCUGACAUUGACUGGGGUAAAAAUAUACGCAUAAUAUUGGAUGUCGGAUGCAAAAGCGCUGGCUUUGGUAUCGCUCUACUCAAGAAAGAUGUGAUAACGCUAUCUUUAGGCCUUAUGAAUGACCAAACAGACCUUGCGCAAGUUGCCCUUGAACGUGGUAUCCCUGCAACAGUUGGCAGUCUGGGAUCGCGAAGAUUACCCUUCCCUAGUGGUGCAUUUGAUGCUAUUCACUGUGGUGAUUGCAAUAUACCAUGGCAUUCUAAUGGUGGAAAACUUCUCCUAGAGAUAAAUAGAAUUCUUCGUCCAGGAGGAUACUUCAUCAUAUCAAGCAAAAGUGCUGACCUGGAGAGUGAAGAAGGAAUAUCAGCUUCAAUGACUGCGCUUUGUUGGAAUGCAAUAGCUUACAAUAGUGAUGAUGUCAGUGAGGCUGGAGUGAAGAUAUUUCAGCGACCAGCCUCAAACGAGGUAUAUGAUCUGAGAGCAAAAAAAGAUCCUCCAUUUUGCAAGGAAGAGCAGAACAAAGCUAGUGCAUGGUAUACCCAUAUCAAACAUUGCCUGCACAAAGCACCUGUUGGUAUCGAAGAAAGAGGCAGUGACUGGCCCGAGGAGUGGCCCAAGAGGCUCGAGAGUUUCCCUGAGUGGCUCGGGGAUACACAAACAAGGGUGGCUUCUGAUCAUAACCAUUGGAAGGCUGUUGUUGAGAAAUCUUAUCUGGAUGGAUUGGGCAUUGACUGGUCAAAUAUCCGUAACGUAAUGGAUAUGAGGGCUGUAUUUGGAGGAUUUGCAGCUGCACUGGCAUCUAAAAAGGUUUGGGUCAUGAAUGUUGUUCCUGUGCAUGCUGCAGACACCCUACCCAUAAUCUAUGAACGUGGCCUGAUCGGUGUGUAUCAUGAUUGGUGUGAACCAUUUAGUACAUAUCCAAGGUCCUAUGAUCUUUUACAUGCUGACCAUUUAUUCUCACGCCUGAAGAUCAGAUGUAAGCAACCUGUCUCAAUUGUUGUUGAGAUGGACCGGAUUUUGAGGCCUGGAGGUUGGGCUAUCAUCCGUGAUAAACUCGGGAUCCUUGACCCAUUGGAGACAAUCUUGAAAUCACUGCAUUGGGAAAUUGUCAUGACCUUCAGAAAGGACAAGGAAGGUAUCAUGUCUGUAAAGAAAACAACAUGGCGUCCAGCAUUUUUGAGGAUAUUUCAGUGUUUCUUUGAAGACGAGCAUGGAAGCGGCCCAGCCCACCAAGGCCCAAAGCUAAGCUUCCAAGUUCCAAAACCCCCAAAACCCAAAGGCCCGAGCCGGUCGGACCAAGCACGCACCACCGCCGCGAUGCCUCCCUUCCCGGCGGCGACCACCGCCUCCACCACCUCCCACCUCGCCCUCCUCGUGCUCCUCUCCUCUUCCUCCCUCUUCUUCCUCUACAAAUCCCUCCGCCUCCGCCGCAAACCCUCCCCAGCUCCAGCCCUCGCCCGCACUGCCACUCCUACUCUUCUCUACGCCUCUGCCACCGGCACCUCCAAAACCCUCGCUGAGCAUCUCUCCGCCCGACUGACCGCCGAUGCCGGCUUCCCCGUCCGCGCCUCCGACGCUGCCACCUUCGACCCCGACGACCUUCCCUCCGUCCCGCUCCUCCUGCUCGUCAUCCCCACCCACGACGGCGGCGCGCCGCCCCCUUCUGCGGCCUUCCUUUCGCGCUGGCUUGAGGAGUCCGCCGCUGACUUCCGCGCGGGAGCACUCCUCCUCUCCGGCCUCCGCUUCGCAGUCUUCGGGGUUGGGUCCCGGGCCUAUGGGGAGACCUUCAACGCUGCCGCGAAGAGCUUCUCGCGGUGGUUGCGCGCGCUCGGCGCCGUUGAAGUGGUUCCUUUCGGGGAGGGCGACAUGGAUGGCGGGGAUCUCGAAGCGGUGUUCGAGGAGUGGAGUAGGAGGGUGCUGAGAGUGGUGAAGGGCGAGGAGGUUGGUUAUGGGGCUAAUGAAAAAAGCAAUGGGCUUGAUGAGUUGGAGUUGGAAGGGGAGGAUUGGGAUGAUGACGAUGAGGAGGAGAUGGUGGAUGGGGAGGUUGACAUGGAAGAUAUUGCUGGGAAAGCACCGGCAAGGAGGAAGAAUGGGAAUUUGGAGGGUGUUGUGGCUAAUGGAGUGCAGAACGGUGUAAAGGACAUGGUCACACCAAUCAUUAGGACGAGCUUGGAGAAGCAAGGUUACAAAAUUAUCGGUUCUCAUAGUGGAGUGAAGAUUUGUAGAUGGACUAAAUCGCAGCUGCGAGGCCGUGGAGGGUGUUAUAAACACUCAUUUUAUGGCAUAGAAAGUCACAGAUGCAUGGAAGCAACUCCAAGUUUGGCUUGUGCAAAUAAAUGUGUAUUUUGUUGGAGACAUCACACAAAUCCUGUUGGAAAGAGUUGGAAAUGGAAGAUGGAUGACCCUCUCGACAUUGUGAAUGCUGCAAUUGACCAGCAUACUAAGAUGGUUAAGCAAAUGAAAGGCGUACCAGGAGUAAAGCCAGAAAAACUUGAAGAGGGUCUGUCACCUAGACAUUGUGCGUUAUCUCUGGUUGGUGAACCAAUAAUGUACCCUGAGAUAAAUGCUCUUGUGGAUGAGCUACACCGAAGACACAUAUCUACGUUUCUGGUUACAAAUGCUCAAUUUCCUGAAAAGAUUAAGGCAUUGAAACCAAUCACUCAGCUGUAUGUCAGUGUGGAUGCAGCUACAAAGGAGAGCUUGAAGGCUGUUGAUAGGCCACUAUUUUCAGACUUCUGGGAGCGUUUCCUGGAUUCACUCAAGUCAUUGCAUGAAAAAGAUCAAAGAACAGUUUACCGACUUACACUGGUUAAAGGCUGGAAUGCAGAAGAGAUAGAUGCAUAUGCGAAACUGCUAGAUCUCGGCCAGCCUGAUUUCAUUGAAAUCAAGGGUGUAACAUACUGUGGCUCGUCAGCGACUUCAAAGUUGACAAUGGAAAAUGUACCUUGGCACUCUGAUGUAAAGGAAUUCUCCGAGGUUUUGGCAUCAAAAAGCGGUGGUGUAUACGAAGUAGCGUGUGAGCAUGCUCAUUCAUGCUGUGUCCUACUUGCAAAGGUAGAUAAGUUCAAGAUCAACGGCAAAUGGCAUACCUGGAUAGAUUAUGAUCGUUUCCAUGAACUGGUGACAUCUGGAAAGCCUUUCAAGAGCCGAGAUUACAUGGCCAUGACGCCCUCAUGGGCUGUCUAUGGAGCAGAGGAAGGUGGAUUCGAUCCGGAUCAAUCUCGUUUCAAGAAGGAAAGGCGCCAUGGAACUGCUGCACACAAAAGUUUAUCUUGAGAAGAAAACACUUACAUAUUUUACUGCUUUCUAGAGGCUAACAUUUUGGAAGCAAGAUUUUUGAAAUGUUAGCUUCCAAACAAUAUAUUUUCUGUUUGUCAUGUGAAUCAGUUUUUGAAAAUUCAUUUUUGAUAGUUUUUAUUGGAACAUGCAUUUUAUUCUCUAGAUGUAGUGACGGGGCGAGUUUACGACUGAGAUUCAUAAGACCAGCAAAGACUUGUUCGGUUGCUAGGGAAUCAUUUCCUGUAACGAUUCCUAACUGGAUUGCUUGGCUAAUUUAUAUAGUCUUUGAUUAGCUGGAACAA